Uranotaenia lowii is the source of this 3335-nucleotide messenger RNA. RefSeq lists its product as uncharacterized. Gene Ontology annotation, molecular function: nucleic acid binding. The record is from RefSeq and is a predicted model, not a curated record. NCBI's taxonomy places the organism in Eukaryota, Metazoa, Arthropoda, Insecta, Diptera, Culicidae. The transcript has 2 exons. Bases 294 to 3335 code for a protein of 1013 amino acids. Gene Ontology annotation, biological process: DNA integration.
CUGUAUGCUACGCAUGUGGUCGAUAUGGUCACAUUUCAACGUCCUCAGAGUGUCCAGCCAUCGGACAAGAAUGUCGCAAGUGCAAGAAAACAGGACAUUUCGAAAGCGUUUGUCGUAAACGCUCGCUGUAUGCAAAAGCAAAGUCACCGCCGAAAAAAGUUCAAGCCAUUGACGAUAUCAGUGUGCCAAUUGUGAAUGAAGCGAAAGUAGAGCCUGAGAAUAGCAACAAAGUCUACUACACUUUCUACACAGGCAGUCAGGCCAACGUAUUCAAUUGCAACAUUGGUGGCACAAUGGUGGAAGUCUUCAUCGACUCGGGGUCUGAGCUGAAUUUGAUAACUACUGAAACAUGGGAGCAGAUGAAAGCUCAACGGGUCGUUGUGUCAAAUUGCAAAAAGGGUUCCGACAAGAUUCUUAAGGCCUACGGAAGUACGAAACCGCUUCAUAUUCUUGGUACUUUUGAAGCCAAAGUUGAAAUAGGAAAACAAUCAGCUGAUGCGAUUUUCUUCGUUGUCGACGGCGGGCAAAGGAACUUACUCGGUGAUGUUACAUCUAAGAAACUGGGCAUCCUCAAGAUCGGUUUGGGAGUGAAUGCAAUCACGGAUACCGAAGAAUUGAAACGUUCACCAUUUUCUAAAAUUUCUGGAGUCAAAGUUCGUAUUGAAAUGGAUCCCAAUGUGAAACCGGUGUUUCAACCUCUUCGACGUAUACCCAUCCAUUUGGAGAGCGCCAUUAACGAAAAAUUGGAAGAGUUACUACGACGUGAUAUCAUUGAGGUUAAACGUGGCCCUGCGACGUGGGUAUCCCCACUGGUGGUAGCGACCAAAGCAAAUGGUACAAUAAGGUUGUGUAUCGACUUGAGACGCGUUAAUCAGGCAGUGGUUCGAGACCGUCAUCCAAUGCCGGUAAUUGAGGAGGUUAUUGCGAAAGUCGGUAAGGGCAGAGUAUGGAGCGUUCUGGAUGUAAUGGAUGCUUUCUUCUUAUUGGAACUUGAAGAAGAUUCGAGAGAUAUCAUGACCUUCAUUACCCACCGGGGAUUAUACAGGUUCAAACGCUUGCCUUUUGGACUUGUAUCCGCACCGGAAAUUUAUCAGCGUACCAUGGAUGAGAUAUUGGUAGACUGCGAGGGUGCAUACUGGUAUCUCGAUGAUAUCGGCGUUGAGGGUAGUACUUUGGAAGAACAUGACAUCCGAUUGGAAAAGGUCCUUAAAAGGCUCAAGGAUAGAGGAGUUGUCCUCAACUGGGCAAAAUGCAAAUUCCGCGUCACUGAAUUUGAGUUCUUGGGAUACAAAAUAUGUCCGCAAGGUAUAACCCCUUCCGCUGUUAAACGCGAUGCUCUAGCUUCUUUUCGUCGUCCGGUGAAUGAAAGCGAGGUCAGGAGUUUUCUGGGCUUGGCCAAUUAUAUGGGGAAAUUCAUCCCAAAUUUAGCAGAGCUCGAUGAACCACUAAGAAGAUUGAUUCAAAAAGGGAUUAAAUAUCAUUGGGGAGCAGUAGAAGAAAAGGCUUUCAAUGAUAUUAAAUUUUCUCUGACGCGAGCCAGCUGUCUUGGAUUUUUCAACUCGAGGGAUGAUACCUCAGUGUUCGCAGACGCAAGCCCUGUUGCUUUGGGGGCAGUCCUUGUCCAAACAAACGACAAGAAAGAAGCUAGAGUUAUCUGCUACGCUUCAAAAUCGCUUACGGAGACAGAAAAGCGAUACUGCCAAACCGAGAAGGAGGCCCUCUCGCUAGUUUGGAGCGUUGAAAAAUUCCAGAACUAUUUGAUAGGAAGGAAGUUUAAUCUUCUGACGGACUGCAAAGCCUUAACAUUCUUGUUUGCUCCUACCUCCAAACCAUGUGCUCGCAUUGAAAGAUGGGUAUUACGCCUACAGAGUUUCCAGUAUAAAAUAAUUCACAUUCCUGGACAGAGUAAUAUUGCCGAUGUCUUGUCACGAUUGACUACGCUCACCCCACAAGCAUUCGAUGAAUCAGAGGAAAUCAUAAUCAAAGAGAUAGUUUCAGCUGGAACCAAUACUUUUGCACUGACUUGGGCAGAAGUUGUAUCUGCUAGUCGUGAAGACUCAACUAUAAGGUUGGUUCAAGAAGCUCUAACCGCAAAUAAAUUUGACGAGUUGCCUUUGUGUUUUAAACUGAUAGUUACUGAGCUAUGUUUUGUUGAUGAUGUUCUGCUAAGAGGUGAUCGCAUUGUCAUACCUAGUGAGCUGCAGCAGCGUAUUUUGCAGCUGGCACAUGAGGGGCACCCCGGCAUCAGAAUGAUGAAAGCACAUCUGCGGGCUAAUGUGUGGUGGCCCAAGAUGGAUCAACAUGUGGAGACAUUCGUUAAGGCCUGUCGAGGAUGUGCGCUCGUGUCCGCUCCUAAUCCACCAGAGCCUAUGAUUAGGAAGAAGUUCCCAACUGGUCCAUGGGAGCAUAUCGCCAUAGACUUUCUAGGACCACUCCCCGAGGGAGAAAGUCUUUUAGUUUGUAUCGACUACUAUAGUCGAUAUUUAGAAAUAAUCGAGAUGCGGGAUAUCACAACGACAAGCGUUAUUGAACAACUGUUGAUAUUAUUCUCUCGAUAUGGCAUCCCUCAUUUUCUGAGAGCGGAUAAUGGGCCGCAAUUUUCUUCAGAAGAGUUCCGAUCUUUUUGUAUUGAACAGGGUAUAAAUCUGGAAUCAACAAUACCAUACUGGCCACAAAUGAACGGUGAAGUGGAGCGCCAAAAUCGUUCAAUUUUGAAACGCCUCAGAAUUUCGCAAGAGUUAGGAAAAGAUUGGCGGAAGGAAUUAUAUCAGUAUCUAUUAACAUACCACUCAGCAAUUCAUCCUACAACAGGGCGAGCGCCUGCUGAGCUGAUGUUCGGGAGGCGUUUACGUUCAAAGCUGCCAGGUGUACCUACAUCUAUAAGCAAUGAUGAGGAAGCACGAGACCACGAUAUGAUUCAAAAGGAAAAGGGGAGAGUAUACGCUGAUCUUCGCCGGAGAGCACGACCGAGUGGAAUUGAAGUAGGAGAUCAUGUUCUAGCCAAGCGGAUGAAAAAAGAUAACAAGCUAAAUUCCGAAUUCGCUCCCGAAGAAUUUGCUGUUACCAGUAAACAAGGGACGGACGUCAUGAUUCGCUCUUCAUCAUCUGGAAAGGAAUUCAGGAGAAGUGCAGCACACCUUAAAGUCAUUCCUGUAAAACCAACGGAAGGAGAUACAUCAGUGUCUACCCCUGUUCCAGACGACAUAGAUGUUGAAGGACCUUCGGGAUGUUUGGAAGAGCAGGCAUCCGAGAAGCAAACAGCUAGUAAGCCAACAGGAAGAUCAACCAGGGUUCGAUCAGAACCAAGUAAACUUAAAGAUUUCAUUACAUAUUGA